UAAGAUAGUGGAAACUCUAUGCAACCUUGAAAUGUUUUUUCCGCCAUCCUUCUUUGACAUUAUGAUUCAUUUAAUGGUUCAUCUAGUAAGGGAAGCCAAGUUGUGUGGACCAGUUUGGGCGAGAUGGAUGUAUCCAUUUGAAAGAAGUAUGAAGGUGUUGAAAAGUUAUGUGCGUAAUCAUUAUCGUCCUGAAGCUAGUAUGGUUGAAUGUUAUAUAUCGGAAGAGGCAGUAGAAUUUUGCUCAGAAUACAUGAGUGGGGUUGAAGCAAUCGGAAUAAAAAAACCACGAAAUAACUCAGAUGGAGUUGAUAAAGGACUACGAGGGAAUGGAACAGUGACCACCGUGUCUAGGGCAGAAUUAGAUCAAGCUCAAUUAGUUGUGUUGCAAAAUAAUCCUGAGAUUCAAUCAUAUAUAAUUGAUCACAUAGAGUUAUUACGGUCGAUGAUUCCAAACAAGAUUAAAAAUAAACAAAAAUGGGUUAUAGAUGAGCAUAAUAAAACGUUUUGCCAGUGGCUGAAGAAUACAAUUUUGACGAAGUUGGGAGAAAAAAAUCAUGGACUGUCGACUGAGUUGAAGCGCAUAUCUCUUGGAGCAAGCAUUGAUGUAAUAAAGCAUCAAGCUUACAUUGUUGAAGGGAAACGAUUUCAUACUAAGUCAAGAGAUGAUGCUCGGCUGGUUCAAAAUAAUGGAGUAAGUGUAGUCGCAGAAGUUAUGCAUUUUGCCAGUGCAAAAGAUAAUAACCCAAUUUCAGACAACAAUACUGGAGUUAAAACUGACGAACUUGGAUUCAUUCUGGAUGAUUUAAGCAAGAAGGGAAGCAAGAACGAUCCUUUUAUCAUGGCUUCCCAAGCGAAAAAGUGUUUUACAUUCUUGAUCCAGUUAAUGAUAAAUGGUCCAUUGUUUUAUCAGUUGCCGAGCGGAAGUUCUCAGAAAAAGAAGAAUGGCGGAUAA
Molecule: messenger RNA, 952 nt
Organism: Humulus lupulus (European hop)
Lineage: Eukaryota; Viridiplantae; Streptophyta; Magnoliopsida; Rosales; Cannabaceae
Exons: 4
Coding region: 32-952 (306 amino acids)
Source: RefSeq, a predicted model, not a curated record